Abrus precatorius (Indian licorice) is the source of this 630-nucleotide messenger RNA. RefSeq lists its product as uncharacterized. The record is from RefSeq and is a predicted model, not a curated record. Bases 46 to 630 code for a protein of 194 amino acids. Lineage: Eukaryota; Viridiplantae; Streptophyta; Magnoliopsida; Fabales; Fabaceae. The transcript has a single exon.
UCAUAACUAGAACAGAAAAGCAAAAGCAAGCUUAUAGGACGCACCAUGGAAGCUUAUUCCAGCUCUUAUUCGUCAUCCAACUCUUCAUACUUAACCCAAAACCCUGAGAAAUCAAAGGGAAUGAAACAUGUGUACCCUUUUCAAUCCCACAAUUCGUUGCUCCAUUCCGUGAGGAAGUCACCGGCCAAAACUUGCAAAAAAGCGCCAGUGGCACCAAUGCCUCCAACACCAAUCAAAGUAUACAAAGUGGACGCUAUGAACUUCCGUGACCUUGUUCAGCAGCUUACAAGUGCACCAGAGCACAAGCCACAGCCACAGCCACGUCAGCAUCAGCUUAGUCAAAGCAACAGCGCACGUGCUGCUACUUCCCUUGAUGUUGUUUCUAGGUCUCCUAUGCAAAAUGAAUCACGUGGAGACACUGCAGCACCGGUUUGUACUAAAUGGUACCAUGAUUAUUUCCAAUCUGAAACCUUUGGAACAAAAUUUCAGGGGAAUAAUGAUGGGACAAUGGCAUCGGGUUUGCUGGAAAUGAACUUGUCUUCUUCGCCAUCUUCUUAUAGUAAUUGGUGCUCCUUUCCUCCUAUGAGCCCCAACACUGUCACCAGUUUGGAAGCGGGCAAGGUUCUCUAG